Molecule: messenger RNA, 1597 nt
Organism: Fundulus heteroclitus (mummichog)
Lineage: Eukaryota; Metazoa; Chordata; Actinopteri; Cyprinodontiformes; Fundulidae
Gene: nrm
Product: nurim
Exons: 4
Coding region: 54-890 (278 amino acids)
Cellular component (GO): nuclear membrane
Source: RefSeq, a predicted model, not a curated record
ACAAGUUUUCUCCCGGAACUGUGAACAUGAAAUGAAGAGCAGCGCUGAUUGAAAUGGCGUCAGUCACAGCCCGUAACUGGGCUCUCUGCACGGCCUCUCUGUUAAACCUGCUGUUUGUCUUCAUUUCCGGCGCGGACUUCAUUCGGUUCGUGUCGUUUCGACCCAUCUAUCAUAACAUCACAGGGGAGACGACGCUUUGUCAAGACUCCAUCCCGUGGUCUGUGGCCUUAAAGGACAGUUCUGUGCUGUGGUCUCUCGUUGUGGAUCUGUGCUUGUUGGCGCUCUUCACUGUGCAACACAGCCUGCUGGCCUGGUCCCCGGUCAAACAGGCCCUGCAGUCGGUGCUGGGAGCCCUGAACAGGACUGCGUACUGCUUCACUACUGCACUCGCCCUUCAGCUCCUGACGAGUUACUGGCAGCCAGUGACUGGCGCCCCCUGCCUGUGGUCAGUGCGCCAUGCACCCUGGAGUAUCUGGUUCCCUCUCCUCUGCUUUGCGCUGCACUUCCUCUGUUGGGCCAUCAUCUGCAGCAUCCUCAUGAUUUUUGAUUACCCAGAACUACUGGGUAUCAAACAGGUGUAUUAUGAGUGCCUCGGUUUGGGGGACCCUUUUUCUCAGAAGCCACUGCCCGCUCAGCGCCUCCUGUCCCACCUCCGCCACCCCGUGUUCCUGGAGCUGGUCGUCAUCCUGUGGUUGCUGCCGGCCUUAUCCCUGGACAGACUCCUGCUGGCCGGGACGCUGUCUGCCUAUGUGGCCCUGGCACACUCCCUGGACAAACAGGAUUUAGCCUACCUCUGUGCUCAGCUUAAAGGCAAGGUGUGGUUCUUAUCCGAGCCGCGGCGAGGCAGUGUCGAGCAGAACGGCAGCAACCACAAGGAGAAGGUGGGAUAAUGUGGCUUUGCCCCUGUGAUCCGAAGCUAACUUUAUAUUUACAUGUUUCAAAGCUGGAUGUAACCACGGCUGUACUGGCAUCUUUGUGUUUACAACAUGUUAUGUUUUUAAAACCAUUGCAUGAGUUAUUCUUGAAAAAUGGUGUCUUAAUGAGACUUCACACUGGGACUAUUUUCAGUUUAUUACUAUUAGAUAAAGCAGGAAGAAAAAGUCUGGUUGCAUCCCUGACACUACAAUUAUAUUUUUAUGUAAACUGGCUUAAAACGUCAUCUCUGGAUAAUUCAGGCAAGUUAGUGUUACUUUAUUUAACAGGGGGAUGAGUGUUUCUCAAACAUUUAGUCUACUUGCAGCUUCCAGUACGGUAAUUGUUUAAUUUAGACAGCCACAUUCAUAAUAUGCAGUAUUUUGGACACCAGUUUGAUUAGAUAUAUUAACCUAUGAUGUUUUUUUUCUUCUAAUCAUAGCUGAUUUUAGUUUUUUUUUAAAGAAUUUUUGCUAAUCUUUUAUAGAAACCUUUAUAUUAUAAUGUCUUUAUAAAUAAGUUAUGAAGGUAACAGAGUCAAAAGUGUCCACCAGAUGGCAACUAACACUGUAUUCAGGUAAAAUUGCUAAUGCAUGUGAAAUUCCUCAGGAAAAAAACAUUGUGCUUAUUUCAAAUGUUGAACUAAAUGGGUUUAUUAAAGACGUGAAUUUUAUAAACACACAAA